AGUGUUCUAUGGCUAUCUGGGGAAUGUUUUUGUUAGUUCUUUUUUAACAGAGUAUAUUAUAUUUUUAUAUUGUUUAUUUCUCCAUAACAACCGUUUUGUGAAGGCAUACUGGAUAUUAUAUUUUACGUAGUUUCAUGAGAAUGAAUUUGUAUUUAAGAAACAUUUCGAAAGGUUAUUUUUGUGUUAGUAAAAUUAUAUCUUGUUCGUCUUGUAGUUAUAUAUCCUCUAAGCAGGUGCCCGCGUGCCAGUUUGCAACAAAGUCACCGAAGACCUUGAAGGAAGAGGUGUUUCCUCAGAACCCUCUGAAGGACGUGUUCAGCGCGUCCAAGCAGCCAGAGAACGGCGUUAUUUACGACAAGAAGCCGUUCAAGAUGAGAUGCGUGCCCGGGAAGGAUUACUUCUGGUGCCUGUGCGGUCGCAGCAAAACACAGCCGCUGUGCGACGCCACCCACAGGAGCCCCUACCUGAGGAUCAAGCUGCGUCCCGUCAAGUUCCAAGUGACGGAGGAGAAGGAUUAUUGGCUGUGCAAUUGCAAGCAGACUUCCAACCGCCCGUUUUGUGACGGCACGCACAAACGAGAAGACAUACAAGCCGCUGUCAAGUGAUUACAAAGGAAGUCUGUUUGAAUGAAACUUCAUUUGCAAGUGUUGGGCGGUUGUUGUGAUGAUAUCUUCUCUACCAUCCCAAAUUUGAUUUGUGAUAACUUUUGUGACUAUGGAAUCAGGUGGUUGUUACUGAUAUGGCAUCUUUUCUGUAGGAAGUUUUAUUAUUUGUGAAAUAUUUUUCGAUUUUCAAUGCAUUGUAUUAUAAUUAUUCAAUUAUAGACUAUAGAGUAAAAUGCUUAGUGCGUAAUCUAAAGUUACCGUAUUUUUGAAUCACAGCUUUCAUGAGUAAUGAAAGACACUGCAGUUGAUAAUAAGUUGAAUUUUUUAUUGAAAGAACUCUAAAAACUCGAACUAAAUAGAUUUUUUGACUGUAAAAUUACAUAUGCCAUACAUUUCUGGUGUUUUUUAUUAUGUGUGAACCCAAUUAACAGCUUUGAAGGGUAAAGUGAUACACAUGUUUGUGUGAAAUGUUUGUUUUAUGAUGCCAUUUCAAGCUCUUCUGUCUGUUGGGAGGCUAGCUAUUCAUAUGCAAGUUGAGGCCAGUUAACAAUCAUCUAAGUUAACUGGUACAUGACUGUUAAUAGUAAUUCAAAUUAGUGAAAUGUUAUCAUAUAAGUAUGUAGUGUUGUACAAGAUCUUAUUUUGAUGAAUAGAUAACAUUUUCCACAA
Molecule: messenger RNA, 1274 nt
Organism: Bacillus rossius redtenbacheri
Lineage: Eukaryota; Metazoa; Arthropoda; Insecta; Phasmatodea; Bacillidae
Product: CDGSH iron-sulfur domain-containing protein 3, mitochondrial
Exons: 3
Coding region: 135-605 (156 amino acids)
Cellular component (GO): mitochondrion
Molecular function (GO): 2 iron, 2 sulfur cluster binding
Source: RefSeq, a predicted model, not a curated record